This is a messenger RNA of Gekko japonicus, 993 nucleotides long. Its product is annotated as olfactory receptor 2AP1-like. The transcript is spliced from 2 exons. Lineage: Eukaryota; Metazoa; Chordata; Lepidosauria; Squamata; Gekkonidae. The record is from RefSeq and is a predicted model, not a curated record. Bases 1 to 993 code for a protein of 330 amino acids. Gene Ontology annotation, biological process: G protein-coupled receptor signaling pathway. Gene Ontology annotation, molecular function: olfactory receptor activity; G protein-coupled receptor activity. Gene Ontology annotation, cellular component: membrane.
AUGUCAGACGGAAUAUAUCUUCCUACUGAAAUUCACUCUGAGCAAAUAAAUAACAGAACAAAUCAAACCAUCAUCACAAAUUUUAUUCUCUUGGGAUUCGGUGAUCAUCCAGAACUGCAGGUUCUUCUAUUCUUGUCUUUCCUCGCAAUCUACAUGCUUACUGUGGCUGGAAAUAUCAUCAUCAUCGUGCUUGUUGUUGCGGAUCUACACCUCCACACCCCCAUGUAUUUCUUCCUAGGGAAUUUGUCUUGCUUGGAGAUCUGCUACACAUCAACCAUCCUGCCCAGAUUGCUCUUCAGUCUGCUGACUGGGGAUAGAACUAUUUCUGUUCGUGGCUGCAUUGUACAAUAUUUCUUCUGUGGUUCUUUAGCAGCUACUGAAUGUUACCUCUUGGCUGUGAUGUCCUACGAUCGAUAUUUAGCCAUAUGCAGGCCACUGAAAUACACACAUCUUAUGAACGGCAGGAUUUGCUUCUGGCUUCUUGCCAUCUCUUGGAUGAGCGGUCUGCUAAAUAUCAGUAUAAUAACGUCUCUUUUGUCUGAGCUAUUAUUUUGUGGCCCCAAUGAAAUUGAACAUUUCUUUUGUGACAUAGCCCCUCUGUUCAAACUGUCCUGCAGCAGCACCCACUUAGUGGAACUCAUAAAUUUCAUUUUUGCCUCCAUAGUCACCUUACCACCAUUUCUCCUUACCCUGAUCUCAUAUGUGUGCAUCAUCAUCAACAUCCUCCAAAUGAAGAUCAAGGCCUCCAGGCAGAAGGCAUUCUCCACAUGUUCCUCCCAUCUGACUGUAGUGAUUCUUUUCUAUGGGUCUCUGAUUUGUGUCUAUUUACUUCCGCAAACUAACACACUGAAGAAGCUUCAUAAAACGUUCUCCCUGUUUUAUACUGUCUUCACACCCAUGCUCAACCCUCUUAUAUACAGUCUGAGAAACAGAGAAGUCAAGGCUGCCCUUUCUAGAACUGCCAGUAAAAUUGUCAAUAUGGCUCAUUCCUGA